Pisolithus orientalis is the source of this 766-nucleotide messenger RNA. RefSeq lists its product as uncharacterized. The record is from RefSeq and is a predicted model, not a curated record. The coding region runs from base 213 to 686 and encodes 157 amino acids. Lineage: Eukaryota; Fungi; Basidiomycota; Agaricomycetes; Boletales; Pisolithaceae. The transcript is spliced from 4 exons.
UAAGGACCUUCUCCGGCUCGUAACCUCGACUCCCCCCAGUCGGAGCCCGAUUUCUAUAUUUUCGUCUUUACACGAUGGAGGAGGAUCACAACCCGUUAAUUACAUUUAAUACCACUCACUCUAAUCAGAGAAAACCCGUUGACAUUUAACGGUUGCGUCAAUGCAUUUUCCUCAUCUUACUCGGCGCACCUUCGCUGGACAGCCUUCGCCGGAUGUCAGAAAACGACGAGGAAGAAUGGUCUAAACUUAAAGACCGUUUGAUCCAACGCACAAUAAAUAUCAAUGUUGUUGGUACUCUUACGGUUGCCUCUUCUGCUUCGUUUCUGACUACCCCUUCCCCAACUAACUUUGCCAAAUGGAACCGCGAAUUUCCCUACGCUUGCAUUGCAGCUUGUAGCGGGAGUGCUAUGCUGGCCGUUAUUAGCGGCCUCGGCCUACUUAUAUUUCUGAAUGUGAUGAGUCCUGAAUCUAUCAAAGCGGCAGAGAAGAGCACGUUCAAAUUCGCGGUCCUCGUCACGUUGCUAAUGAUGCCACUCACCUUCCUGUCUACUGCGUCACUAUGUGCUGGUUUUGCAUGGAUUGGGGCUGUCUGGCACGCUGACAAAACCUGGAUGAAGUUGUUAGUGUACAUUGGUUGCGUAGUAUUCGUUUUCACCUUAUUUGUGAUUAGUGCUGUGCUUUACUAGUCCUGCUGUAUCCGCAACAUGUAUUGUACUUCACUUCGGAAUUUGGCGCUGGAAUGAGCUUUAUAUCUUGGAGUGCAGCG